GGCAGGGAAGAUGCAAUCCCUGCGGAGAGGAUCGACCGGUCAUGUCCCCGAACAGGACAACGGCGUUCAGCUCAGUUGAACUUGGCCCAGCGGUCGGAUGCGACCCCGCAAGUCUUGUCAGAUGAUGAAUAGGCUUGGUCAUUCUUGGCUGAUUGUCUUUGCGCCGGCAUAUUCUUCUACUCAAAGAAAGAGCACAUCAAACGGUAGCUUUUUCGAUAGAGUGGGCAAGCAAGUCAGAUGUGGGUCGAUCAUGAUAGCUACUCAUGUAGCACAGGGCAAGCCGGACUCAUUUUAUCACCUCCCUCCUUCUGCAAGGAUCAAAAGAGUGCUGUUAUAGGGAAGCUUCUCCUCGAAAGGGUGCCCUUCCGAGGCUAUCGAGUCGAUAAAAGCGGAGGUCCAAGCGUGACGAAGCCAAUCUGGCGAUCCGACGGCUGAUGGUCUUAAUUGGUCGCUUAGUAGAGUAGAUA
Molecule: messenger RNA, 467 nt
Organism: Aspergillus saccharolyticus JOP 1030-1
Lineage: Eukaryota; Fungi; Ascomycota; Eurotiomycetes; Eurotiales; Aspergillaceae
Exons: 2
Coding region: 98-337 (79 amino acids)
Source: RefSeq, a predicted model, not a curated record